Messenger RNA from Mobula hypostoma (lesser devil ray), 2702 nucleotides. It is a transcript of the gene ppm1ba, whose product is annotated as protein phosphatase, Mg2+/Mn2+ dependent, 1Ba. Gene Ontology annotation, cellular component: nucleus; cytosol. Gene Ontology annotation, molecular function: magnesium ion binding; protein serine/threonine phosphatase activity; manganese ion binding. The transcript is spliced from 8 exons. The record is from RefSeq and is a predicted model, not a curated record. The coding region runs from base 545 to 1930 and encodes 461 amino acids. Lineage: Eukaryota; Metazoa; Chordata; Chondrichthyes; Myliobatiformes; Myliobatidae. Gene Ontology annotation, biological process: peptidyl-threonine dephosphorylation; positive regulation of canonical Wnt signaling pathway; negative regulation of canonical NF-kappaB signal transduction.
CCGGCUUUUUGGGGCGGGAGGGAAAGGCGAAACACAUCUAUCACAUAACAACUUUGAUUACAUAGUUUGUUGGACGUGCCUGCCCAAGCGCUAACUCAAUGGAAUGAGCGGUGGUGGCGUCUGUUUCUUUUUCGACCCUCACUUGUUUUUUUAAAAAAAUCAUAUUUGAUGUCCGUCUAAGACGUCAUUAAAAUGUCUGAAAAUGUCCGCUGCUGUGAGCUGCAGGCACUAAUGAGUGACAAUACUGUAUAAACUGGUAUUCUGAAGAAAAUAUUUUAAAAUAAGAAUUAACCUUGUGUGUAAAUCUGAAAUCGGGAAAACAACGGAGGCAGGAAAAAAAGAGAUCCCCUUUUACUUGCUGACAGAAUUAUCGACCAGAUCCCUGUUUCGGAAGUGUACAGAAGAAUAACAGAUGCUGCUCAACCUGCUGAGUUCCUCCCACAGUUUGUUUUCUGCAAGGCAGGGCAUCAGCAUCUGAUCUUCAGUGCAUUCCCAACUUCAUGCUCAGGCAAGGAAGUUGGAACCAGCAAAAGGAAAGUGAAAAAUGGGAGCAUUUUUGGAUAAACCAAAAACAGAGAAACUUAAUGCACAUGGUGCAGGAAAUGAUUUGCGUUAUGGCCUUAGCAGCAUGCAGGGUUGGAGAGUUGAAAUGGAAGACGCUCACACAGCUAUUGUUGGCAUUCCUCAAGGCUUGGACUCGUGGUCCUUCUUCGCAGUGUAUGAUGGGCAUGCAGGCUCUCGGGUGGCAAAUUAUUGUUCAAAGCACUUACUUGAACACAUCACAAGUAAUGAAGACUUCAGAGGCACAAAUGUGUCUGGUUAUCCCAUUGAACCUACCAUAGAACAUGUCAAGAGUGGUAUCAGAACUGGAUUUUUGAAAAUUGAUGAGUACAUGCGUAAUUUUGCAGAGCUGAGAAAUGGCAUGGACAGGAGUGGGUCAACAGCUGUAGCAGUGAUGAUCUCCCCGGAGCACACUUAUUUUAUCAACUGUGGCGACUCAAGAGCUGUUCUAUACAGAAAUGCACAACUUUGCUUUUCAACACAGGAUCAUAAGCCUUGCAACCCAAGGGAGAAAGAGCGAAUCCAGAAUGCAGGGGGCAGUGUAAUGAUACAACGAGUUAAUGGAUCACUAGCUGUGUCGAGAGCCCUGGGGGACUAUGAUUACAAGUGUGUCGAUGGGAAAGGGCCUACAGAGCAGCUGGUAUCACCAGAACCUGAAGUGUAUGAGAUUCUUAGAGCAGAAGAAGAUGAGUUUAUUAUACUGGCUUGUGAUGGCAUCUGGGAUGUGAUGUCCAAUGAGGAGCUCUGUGAGUUCGCUAGAUCUAGACUAGAGAUAACGGACGACCUUGAAAAAGUCUGCAACUGGGUAGUGGACACCUGCUUACACAAGGGAAGUAGAGACAAUAUGAGCAUUGUACUGGUCUGCUUCCCUAAUGCUCCCAAGGUUUCAGAAGAGGCAGUAAGAAGAGAUGCUGAACUGGAUAAGUACCUGGAAUCUCGUGUCGAAGAAAUCAUGUCGAAACCCAGUGAAGAAGGGAUGCCUGAUUUGGUUCACGUGAUGCGUACUCUCUCUAUGGAGAAUAUCCCUAAUCUUCCCCCAGGAGGAGGCCUUGCAAGCAAGCGCAGUGUGAUAGAAGCUGUUUAUAAUAGACUGAAUCCACACAGGGAUGAUGAUGGGGACCCUACUGGAGCAGAUGAAGGGGGAACAAGACCGGGCAAAUUGCUCGAGACACUCAGACAAUUGAGAAUUAAUCAUAGGGGGAACUACCGUCACCUAAUGGAGGAGAUGCUGGCUAAUUACAGGCUAGCUCAGAUCCAGGGGGAAGCAAGUACUACCGAGCAAGCUUUUUCUACUGCAGUUAUGCCUGCUAGAGAAUCAGAGACCAGGUUGCGAACAGAUGAGGAGAAUCGUCCUAAGGAUGUAAACUGAACUGAUGAAGAUGUAGUAAUAAAUAAGAAAUGCCUUAAGAGCUCACGCUUCCAGCAUUGUGUAUCAACUGUUAUAAUUUAUAACACCGCAUGAGUUUAUGAUCUCUUUGCAUGUUUUAUUGUGUUUUGUGCUUGUAAUUUCAAUUUUUGUUGUUGGUUACCAUAAUGACAGCUAAUUUUCAAAAUCUAUCUGUAGCACAUUAAUUUUGGUUGUAAAAUUGUAAAUGUAGUAAAUGCAUGAUUCUGGAAAGAUGCUUAUGACAUUGAUACCAUGGUUUAGUGUAAUUGUUAGUUAUUUGUAAACUGUCCCUCGUAUGUUCCUUUUGCAGUAUUCAGUGAGAGAGGAGAUAUGUGUUUUAAAUGUCAAAUAAAGCUUUACAGUAUGUCUGGACCAUUGUUCAAUUUGCUCAUUACAAGUUAAUUUGGAUCUGCUUUGUUCACCUCAAUAAAUGAUUACAAAUAAAACAUGAAACCAACUGGUUAUGUUUUACAUUUGGCAAGUGACUUAUCUAGAGAUUGCAAUUGCAUUUUUAAAAAAAAUUUAGCUUUGCGGGAAAAUAUUAUUUCAAUGCACCCCAGUUUGUUUUUCUAAGUAUUUAAUUAAAAGCACCAUUUUGUACAUGCCAAUAACACUUAAGUAAAUGUUAAGUGUAUCAUGCUUUCUACACAUUGCUUUUCAAUAUAAACUGAAGCUUUAUUCAAAAGAUAAACUUGUUUACAUGAAUAUCUUUUGACUUGGAGGAUCCUUGUAGAAUCAUGGGAUAUAAUGUUCA